AUGUCAAAUAAUUCACCACCAGAUUUAUCCGCAUUAGCUAAUCAAUUAGGCGCCAUGUCUUUAGCUGCGCAUAUCGCACCACCUACGUAUACUGGAAGAACUGAUCCCAGAACUUUCCAAGAAUUCAUACGAGAAUUAAAUAGAGUAGCCACAGCCCUCAAAUGGACCGAUGAGGCAUACUUAACCACUUUACCUGCUCUUCUCAGGGGUGAAGCAGCUAUUAUUUACGAAAGCAUACCACCUGCUGAACGAAAAAAAGAAUUAGGAUUAAAACCCAUUCUAAAUCUCCUAGCCAAAAAAUUUGCAAAUACCCAACUAACUUCAAACUUCCGACGCCGCGCGCUAGCUCGCAAACAACGCGCAAACGAAUCCCCCUCCGAAUUCGCUCAAGCCAUUAGGGACCUUGUCGAAUUAGGAUAUCCAGAAAGCACAUCUUAUACAGACGCGUUCAAGGAAGAAAUUAUGGUAGAUAUCUUCCUCUCUGGCCUAUUACCAGUCGUCAAAGCCAAACUACUACGCAAAGAACGCCCAAAAACCCUCCAGAAAGCUUUGGACAUGGCCAUAUCCGAAAUUGAACUUCAAGAAGAAUUGAAACGUGAUGAACUCAUCAACGCAGGUGGAAAUAUCUCCAUCAACCAGUUACAACCCGUCCAACCACCACAUGCCCAAAUGAACCGUUUCAACAAAAAUUGGCAGCCACGCCGCCCAUUCAACCGCUUCUUCUCAAAAUUCAACAACAACAACCGACCAUCCAAGCCCUUCUUCUUCAACAACAACACAAGCCGUUCCAAUUAUCAACCCCGUGCCAACUACCGUCCACAAUCCAAUAAUCAAAACUCCAAUAUCAGGAACCGGCCCAAUCACCCUCGACCAACCCGUUAUGGCAUUAACGCUUUGUUGCCCUCGCUGACAAUCGUUGCCCUGGCUGCUCUAUCCGUACUACCGCUGACUAUGGCCCAGUUUCAAUUCUGCCCUUUACGCAAAGGAGCUUUAUAUCUCGCUCCUCCGAGAAAAGAAGAUUGCACAGUAGCCGAUGACACUCCAGUACGAAAAACAAACGUCGAAAUUUUUGUACCACAACUGGGACCCCAUUACCAAGAAGCUUAUCACUGCCAGGCUAAGAAAGUAACACGAUGCACCUUUUCAAUUGGUAUCGCUGCAUUUGAAAGACUGACACCAAGUCAACAUCACAGUUUAACAGCCAACGAAUGUUGGACCUUGAUCCAACGAAUGACGCUAUACAACCAAACACUUUAUCGACUCGACGAAAAUGUUUGGCAAUCCUCAGGAUUCAUCAACGCCCAAUACGCAGUUUUUGGAAGUCGUUGCCGCGAAAAACUUCAAUUUACGGUAACAAAAGGACUAAUACAUUCCAGAAACGGGAUAACUGUAUCAUCCGAAAUCGACAAUCUACAUAACUGCCAUUACAACGAUGCUCUCUGUGUUACGAACCAAGGUACAACAGUUUGGAAUGUGACGGACACAAAAGAUUUCUGCUCACAUACUUCAGCUGGACAUUUUCUGGCUUUAGCUUCCGACACUUAUGUGAUAAUCCAAAGACUCCAAGCUGCCUUCGUAUUCAACAAAACAGACCCAGACGUCCACGACUCGUUUUGCUACCCUAUUAACACCUAUCGAAUGGAAAAUGACGUAUUCAUCUCCUUUCACCCAGAAUACCCAACCGCUUCGAAGCUCAGAACAAAACGAUUCGAAUUCAAGGAACAACCUCGAAUCGGAGACAUAAAAACCAGCAUCAACCACUUCAAGGACUACCCAAGGAACUGCCCCAACAUCACCCUCAUCAGCGAUCGAAACCCGAAUUCAGGAUCGGAAUCGUUAUAUAAUUCCCCCAGUACAAAAAGCCCAGGGACCGUACUACCCCAUCAACGUCCAAGCGCGAUCCUCAACAAAUAA
This is a messenger RNA of Bursaphelenchus xylophilus (pine wood nematode), 1914 nucleotides long. The record is from the annotation of a GenBank genome assembly. Lineage: Eukaryota; Metazoa; Nematoda; Chromadorea; Rhabditida; Aphelenchoididae.